Molecule: messenger RNA, 4526 nt
Organism: Haliotis rubra (blacklip abalone)
Lineage: Eukaryota; Metazoa; Mollusca; Gastropoda; Lepetellida; Haliotidae
Exons: 13
Coding region: 431-2320 (629 amino acids)
Cellular component (GO): membrane
Source: RefSeq, a predicted model, not a curated record
CCCGGUAUAGCUGCAUAAUGGCAGAUAUUACAUAUUAUGCUGUUAAUGUCACAAUAUGGCUGAAAUAGUGCCGAGGUGACGUUACAGGUUAACUCACUCACGAUCAAUGUCAGGGUAACCUAUAAUUAAAACCACCACUUCACAAUAUUGACAUUCAAGCAAGUGGUGAAAGGGUCUACACCAAUGGAACAGUGGUAGAAAAUAUAUGUACAACGUAGCUUGCAACGAGGAUGUUACGAACUUAACACCAACGAAGCUCACGUGGCAGGGAUAUAUGAUAGUAAAAGGCGUGUCUUCUACGGAUUGGCGUAAUAGUAGGCCUUCUGACUCCAGUGUGGAACAUGUGCUGAUAACAUCUCUGGUGGUCUGGGAGGCAUGACGUGUUGGAUCACGCUCUAGUGACAGGGGGAAAACACAGACUGGCUUCAACAUGGGGCUCAUCUAUGGAUACCUGUUGGUCGUGACAAGUGUUCUACUACACACACAAGCACAUGAUCGUCGGUACCACGGAGUGGCCUACCAUCUCAGAAAUGUCACCUUCAGUGGACACUUCCUACAUAUCAAUGGCAGGCUGGUGUGCAACGAGGGAUUUUCUAUGCUGGAUGCUGCUGUUGUGUGCCGGCAAAUGGGUAACGACAGUUCCCAUGUUAACAUAAUGUAUGAUGGCACGGCAAAAGCGAACACAUCCCUCAUAGGAGAAGGGUGCAGAGGAAGUGAGACAAGACUUCAACAAUGCUACUUUGGUAUCAAGUCUGGAUGCAGGCGUACAAUACCUGUUUCAAUCAUGUGUCAUAAAGGAGAGAAACAAAAGACGAACAUCACUGUGCUACCAAGUAACAGCAUCCGUGUGUACAAUGGGACAACUGUCACUGUGACGUGUUUAGCUAAGGGCAGGUACAUGCCAUCAGAGUAUUGGUACACCUGGACACUUGCAAAUACUUCCAAUGUUGUUGGAUCUUCACCUUCAAUAUCGCUGCGACUGGACGAGGCCUUCCGGACCAAAAAGAACCUUACCUGCUCAGUGGCUGUCAGAAACCAAACCCAAGGGAAUAAAUCUAUCGAUCUGCAGGUCCUCGGUGACCCCCCGCCAUUGGAAGCCACAUAUGACCUGCAUGUUGGCGAGAUUCUAGAAUUGGACAAAGAUUGUAAAGCUCGUUGUAACUGUUCCUUGAGAAAGGUAAAAGGUCACAGGGACCAAGACAGCUUUGACAAAAUACCUUGUAAUAUGUCGAUAACCAACAAAUCACAAAGUGGCUUGUACAUCAUCAGACGCACAAACUACCUCAAUGUCACGAUUGGUGAACCUCGAAAAGGGAUCUCAGCCGAAGUAGUAGAAAUUCAAGUAUCUGAUAAACCAACCAUCGAGUGUCCAGAGCAACAGUAUGUCAUCAGCAGUGGUUCCAAGAGACACCAAAUGUGCCGUUUCCAAAGCCCAUGGUUCAUAAAAAAUUGCACUGGUGAUCCGCAAGCGUCAUGUAUCAACUGCAGCAUCCAUACUAAUGAGAUACACAACCGUGGAAACUUUACCUGCGAAGUGGGCUACUCCAACAAGCGCCUGAAUGAGUCCAACUCAACAACCUUCAAUAUACGUCUCCAUAUUCUGAAUGCCAACUGGACGGUUCUUGUGAUGACAGGGUCUAACAUCAGUCUACACUCACCCAACUGUUCUGAUACCAACUCUAACAAUUACACAUGGCAGAUCCUCAGUGAUGAUGGGAAGGUGUCCGGAAACCACUCGCAGUUAUACAAUGUUACAACAUCUGCUAACUACGUGGGGUUCUCGCAGAAAAUGGCAAAUACUUUGAUGAAGCUUGAAGUCUUACACGAGCCAGAGGUGACGUGCGACCAGAAGGUUUCUCAUCCACUUGGCACCAGAGUAAGCCUGAAAUGUUCAGUUAAUGCCGUCCCCGGGUUUUCUUACAUCACCUGGACAAGACACGGUGAAGUCAUUGGAAACACGAACUCUGACACGUGGGACCUGGGAGAUAUUGGGAUGGUAGACAAGGGAGGCUACACCUGUACCGCCUACAAUACAAUGGUCGACGACUGCUCCAAUGAAACACGCGAGGGCAAUGGUUCUUGCACAAUAACUUUGGAUGUGUAUGUUGAGGGGGACAAGCGGACGGUCACAGUCGUUGCCAGCGUGUUGUCUCUUCUGUUGGUGUGCUUGAUGGGCGUGGUCGGUGUUCUUAGUGGAUUACUCCACGUAGCUCGGAGAGAAGAGCGGCGCGGAAACCAACCAACGAAAAUGCUUCCCCUGCUCACCACGCCGGAACCAGUAAAAGGAGUUCCACCAUCUGACAUUUACGAAAACGCUUGAGAACCAGGAGGACAAUUAUGAGAUGGCCAUAGAAGGAUGUAUCUUGGUUGAUGGGUCAACGUGUUGACCUGUGAUGGUUGCCCCGUUGGGGGUAGUUCGCUCACCUUUAGGCGAGCAUAUGGUAUCGCCCUCUUUGGUAGUAUGUCAUUAACUCGCUAUGUUAUGAUGAAGUCAUAAGAGUACCACGGAGUCUGCUUUUAGCAAAGACUUCUUUUGAAAAUGUUUGUUUUUAAAUCUUAGUUCUUGGAAUGCUAGCAUUUGAAAGAAAAUAUAAUAUUUUCAAAGCGUAGCCAUUAUGGCUCACUCACACGAUGUCACAGUGACAAUUUCGUUUGUUCUCUGUAAGGUGGUUUUCGGUUUGAGAAUAAAUGUAAGGAUUGUCUUGUCUGAUUGUAUCAAUAUGGCGUGAAGAUAUAGUACACUAUUUCCCUUUUCUCACUGUACGUGAAAUUUGUAUCUACAUCGCGUAUUUUGUUUUCAUUUUAUAUUGACUUUUACCAUUUGUGCUAAAUAUUAAUUUUACUCCCGACAAACUUUUCUUCUUAUUAUGUGGCUCUUGCACGUAAAGAUCGCUAGAUGACUGGUAGUUCUACACACAGGGACGAAAUUCCUGUCACAUCUUUCUGUUCUCAUAUUGCCUUCUCUUUGAUUUGCUGUUUUAUUUCUUGGUUUCACAAUAAAUGUAUAACUGGUAUGUUUAGUUUUCAUUAUUUUUCAGUUAUUACGUUCUUUUAGUAUUUAUAGAUUUCCGUUGAGAACAAUAAGGUGUUUCUGUCCAUGUAUUCGCACUGAAGGUCAUAUCAUACUAGUCAGUUGUGGCAGAGACCAUAGUACUGAAGGUCAUACCAUACUAGUCAGUUGUGGCAGAGACCAGAGUACUGAAGGUCAUACCAUACUAGUCAGUUGUGCCAGUGACCAUAGUACUGAAGGUCAUACCAUACUAGUCAGUUGUGGCAGAGACCAUAGUACUGAAGGUCAUAUCAUACUAGUCAGUUGUGCCAGAGACCAUAGUACUGAAGGUCAUAUCAUACUAGUCAGUUGUGGCAGAGACCAUAGUACUGAAGGUCAUAUCAUACUAGUCAGUUGUGCCAGAGACCAUAGUACUGAAGGUCAUACCAUACUAGUUAGUUGUGCCAGAGACCAUAGUACUGAAGGUCAUACCAUACUAGUUAGUUGUGGCAGAGACCAUAGUACUGAAGGUCAUAUCAUACUAGUCAGUUGUGGCAGAGACCAUAGUACUGAAGGUCAUACCAUACUAGUCAGUUGUGCCAGAGACCAUAGUACUGAAGGUCAUACCAUACUAGUUAGUUGUGCCAGAGACCAUAGUACUGAAGGUCAUACCAUACUAGUUAGUUGUGCCAGAGACCAUAGUACUGAAGGUCAUACCAUACUAGUCAGUUGUGCCAGAGACCAUAGUACUGAAGGUCAUACCAUACUAGUCAGUUGUGCCAGGGACCAUAGUACUGAAGGUCAUACCAUACUAGUCAGUUGUGCCAGAGACCAUAGUACUGAAAGUCAUACCAUACUAAACAGUUGUGGCAGAGACCAUAGUACUGAAGGUCAUAUCAUACUAGUCAGUUGUGCCAGGGACCAUAGUACUGAAGGUCAUACCAUACUAGUCAGUUGUGCCUGAGACCAUAGUACUGAAGGUCAUAUCAUACUAGUCAGUUGUUUCAGAGACCAUAGUACUGAAAGGUAUUCCAAAGGUGCAUAUUGACUUUUGUUAAAGUAAUAACUUCAUACUUAUGUAAAAAACUUAGAGAAAGGGGCUUCUGUUGAAAAGUGUGCAUCAACUCAAACAAGCCAUUUUCGUUUACAGGUACCCCAGCGUCGGUAACUGUUUAAAUAACCCUCAUUUGGUUAGUUUAUAUUUCCAGAUAAUAUGAUUUGGCUUUUUAUAUCCAUAAAUUAUGUUUCGUUACAUGAAAGAUAUAACUGUGAUAUUCAAUCCAGUGUUCGACAUACCACUUGAAGCGUGACGGACCUCCACUGACAGUCUUUCAAUGUGUAAUCAAGAUGAACUGAUAUUUGGACUUUGCUUUGCGUAAUAGUAUGCCUUCCCUAUACCUGUUUCUUAACGUGCUGUUACAUCAACGCAAUGCUUAUUUCAAUAAUGACUUUAUAUAAAAACAAUUGUAGCCAGUGUUUUGUUUUCCCAUGCUCAUAUUACACUGUAAUUUGAAGCUUUUAUUAAACUUGGAUCAAC